AUUAUCCAGUAUUCCGAGAAUCUAUGGCAGAUGCUACACAGUCUAGCAAAGAGAGGGUACGCAAGUUUGUGAUAUUCUUCACAUUUUUCCUCAUCAUCUUCACUGCUGCCGUCCAAGUAUUUCUAGUCCAGAGAGAGAUAGGUUACAUCGGGCUGUUUCUUCCUCCAACAUUGGUUUUUGUGUCGAUGACAGUGAUUAACUAUUGGAAAUGUGUUAAGGUUGACAGCUCUGCAAAAUCUGCUGGGAAAGCCCCCAGCAUUCAAACAGAUGGCUGGAGAUAUUGCCCUUACAGUGGUUGUUCUGGUAGUGUGCCUAUCAAUUCGAGGCAUUGCCAUCAAUGUGAUAUUUGUAUUAUACAAAGAGAUCACCACUGCCACUUUGUGGCCAAAUGUAUUGGCCAAAACAGUCUCCCUUUCUUCAUGGUUCUUAUUACAUCAAUGUUUGGACUGACCUUGACCUACUGUAGCGCUAAUCUGAUCUACAUCACUACACAUGAGACUCCUGGAACUCUGCUCCUGACUGUGGUUGCUCCUAUUCAGGUGCUAUGGUACUUUCUUGGAUAUGUAUCCUUGUCUCAUUGCCUAAUAUCUCUCAAUAUAGUGAUAUCCUUUACUGCCUUUAUUGGUUCAAUCAUACUGAACUACCAUGAGUAUAACUUGCUAUUCCACAACAAACCAUACCUGACCAAAUCUAUGCCCAUCGCUAGCAGUGGUGUUCUAAAGAUGUCGAAAUUGGAUAGAAUUAGAGAGGUAUUUGGAAAGAAAUGGUACAAGUUCUAUGUAGAUCCAACCCAUCAGUCAACUGUGCAAAAACAGUAUGGAGUGACUAAAGUUAUGUAAAGAAUAAAAAAGUCUACAGUAGUUUGACUUAGAUGAGCAGAUAAAUCAAGAUUGUAGACAAUCAUGGCUCAUGCCUUAAAUAAGGCCAAAAAUGAACAAAUGUUUAGGGCAUCAUUGUCAUAUUGUGAUCUUAGCAACCCGACUGCCAAUCUUUCAACCGCAACCAUUAGCUAUAUAUCAAAGAUAUGUUGCAACAAAAUAUAAUUAUUUUAAGUAUACAAUUGAUUAUCAGACUUUUGUUUUGAUUAUUUAAAUAAUUUGUAUAAUAUUUGAUCAUGCUUUAUAUUCAGUGGUUUGACCUUGAAAAAGGUUAAAAUUUACCAAAACAAAUUGUAAUGUUUUUCGUCAUUAUAUUUUUAUAACGUGGUGACACAUGAAUAUUGAAUAUUUGUUUUGUUGUAUUGGUAGUUUCUCUUUCUUUUGAAGUUUCUAUAAUGUAUC
Molecule: messenger RNA, 1280 nt
Organism: Bolinopsis microptera
Lineage: Eukaryota; Metazoa; Ctenophora; Tentaculata; Lobata; Bolinopsidae
Product: palmitoyltransferase ZDHHC9-like
Exons: 7
Coding region: 24-839 (271 amino acids)
Biological process (GO): protein targeting to membrane; peptidyl-L-cysteine S-palmitoylation
Cellular component (GO): Golgi apparatus; endoplasmic reticulum
Molecular function (GO): protein-cysteine S-palmitoyltransferase activity
Source: RefSeq, a predicted model, not a curated record